This is a messenger RNA of Arvicanthis niloticus (Nile rat), 876 nucleotides long. RefSeq lists its product as uncharacterized. Lineage: Eukaryota; Metazoa; Chordata; Mammalia; Rodentia; Muridae. The record is from RefSeq and is a predicted model, not a curated record.
AUGCUGGUGGUCCUGUUCACAGUGGUCCUGCUGGCCCUGAGCUCUGCUCAGGAACCAGGUGAAGAACUUCAGAACCAAAACCAGAUCCUCAAUCAAAGGCCACCUCCUUUGGGAUUCCAACCAAGACCACCUGCUAAUGGGAACCAGCAAGGCCCACCCCCACAAGGAGGCCCACAGCAGAGACCUCAAGGCCCACCUCCACCAGGAGGCCCACAGCAGAGACCUCCUCAAGGCCCACCCCCACCAGGAGGCCCACAGCAGAGACCACCUCAAGGCCCACCCCCACAGGGAGGCCCACAGCAGAGACCUCAAGGCCCGCCCCCACCAGGAGGCCCACAGCAGAGACCACCUCAAGGCCCACCCCCACCAGGAGGCCCACAGCAGAGACCUCCUCAAGGCCCACCUCCACAAGGAGGCCCACAGCAGAGACCCCCUCAAGGCCCACCCCCACCAGGAGGACCACAGCAGAGACCCCCUCAAGGCCCACCCCCACAGGGAGGCCCCCAGCAGAGACCUCCUCAAGGCCCACCCCCACAAGGAGGCCCACAGCAGAGACCACCUCAAGGCCCACCCCCACAGGGAGGACCACAGCAGAGACCUCAAGGCCCACCUCCACAAGGAGGCCCACAGCAGAGACCCCCUCAAGGCCCACCCCCACCAGGAGGACCACAACAGAGACCUCCUCAAGGCCCACCCCCACCAGGAGGCCCACAGCAAAGACCCCCUCAAGGCCCACCCCCACCAGGAGGACCACAGCAGAGACCUCCUCAAGGCCCACCCCCACCAGGAGGCCCACAGCAGAGACCACCUCAGGCUGGAAACCAACAAGGCCCACCACAAGGACCCCAACUGGGUAGACCCCAGGGACCUCAGUAA